Molecule: messenger RNA, 1320 nt
Organism: Petromyzon marinus (sea lamprey)
Lineage: Eukaryota; Metazoa; Chordata; Hyperoartia; Petromyzontiformes; Petromyzontidae
Product: crk-like protein
Biological process (GO): enzyme-linked receptor protein signaling pathway; cell migration
Cellular component (GO): cytoplasm
Molecular function (GO): receptor tyrosine kinase binding; signaling adaptor activity
Source: RefSeq, a predicted model, not a curated record
GGUGUAGAGAGAGAGACUAACGAGAGGGAGUGUGUGGAGGGAGAGGCAGGGCCGUAGCCCACAGCGGCGGCGGUAGCGGCGGCCAUGGCGGGCAGCUUCGAGUCGAGCGACUCGGGCCUGUGGUACUACCGGCAGAUGGGGCGCUCGGAGGCGCAGAGUCGCCUGCAGGGACAGCGGCACGGCCUCUUCCUCGUCAGGGACAGCACCACCUGCCCCGGGGACUACGUGCUGUCUGUGAGCGAGAACUCCAAGGUCUCCCACUACAUCAUUAACAGCCUACCGGGGCGCUUCAAGAUCGGCGACCAGGAGUUCGACAACCUCCCUGCUCUCCUCGAGUUCUACAAGAUCCACUACCUGGACACCACCACGCUGAUCGAGCCCGUGGCCCGGAACAACGUGACCUCCCAGCAGCAGCAGCAGCAGCACCUGGCGUCCGUCGUCGCUGGCUCGCUGUGCCCGGUGCCACCCAGCGAGGACAACUGCGAGUACGUGCGGGCACUGUUUGACUUCAAGGGGAACGAUGCGGAGGACCUGCCCUUCCGCAAGGGCGAGCUGCUGCUGGUGCUGGACAAGCCGGAGGAGCAGUGGUGGAUGGCUCGCAGCCGGGACGGCCGCACCGGCAUGAUCCCCGUGCCGUACGUGGAGCGCUGUGCCGGCGGUGCCGGCGGUGCCGGCGGUGCCGGCGGUGCCGGCGGUGCCGGAACGGCGGUGGCGGCGGUGCGGCAGACGGGCGAUGCCUCAAACGCCCCGGCGGGGGUCGGUGCCGGGCUCACGUCACCGCAGCCGCAGCCGCCGCUGCCGAUGAUGGUGAUGAUGGUGGGCGGUGGACAGCAGCAGCAGCAGCAGGGCACGGGGAGCAUGGCCGGGAACAGCUUGGGCACAGGCGCCCUGCACGGAGCGGCCUCCCCGGCCCCCGGGGGACCUCCCCCGGGCAGCGGCCUCACGCCCAGCCGCACCGGCCUGGGGCGGCUGGCUCCUGAGGCCGGCCGCUACGCCCAGCCGCAGGGCGUCCCCAACAGCCCCCUGCUGCCCUCCCUGCACAACGGGCCGGUGGUGGCGAGAGUCAUCCAGAGACGGGUCCCCAACGCCUACGACAAGACAGCACUCGCACUGGAGGUUGGUGACGUGGUGAAGGUCACCAAGAUGAACAUCAACGGGCAGUGGGAGGGCGAGGUGAAUGGCCGCUGUGGCCACUUCCCCUUCACCCACGUGACACUCACAGCACCAGCGGUGCCAGCGGUGGUGCCAGCGGCGGCGACACCACACGGCAGUGGCCAUGACGAUGCCGGGGGGGGCGACUUCAGCUGAGGAGGGGGGGGG